Messenger RNA from Caenorhabditis briggsae, 768 nucleotides. It is a transcript of the gene Cbr-srz-6, whose product is annotated as Protein CBR-SRZ-6. The record is from RefSeq and is a predicted model, not a curated record. The coding region runs from base 1 to 768 and encodes 255 amino acids. Lineage: Eukaryota; Metazoa; Nematoda; Chromadorea; Rhabditida; Rhabditidae. The transcript is spliced from 2 exons.
AUGAGCACCAAAAACCCCUAUGCUCAAUUCAUGCACAACGACUAUUUCACCCAUCAUUUUUAUCACAAGAAAAAAGUCGAAGAGCCAGUAAUAAACGAAAUUGUUGACGUUUAUGGACCAAUUCUGAAACCAGCUGGAGUGAUAAUAGGAAAAGUUGGAUUUGUCUUCUUUUUCAAUGUAAUCCAGCAAUUGUUCUUCGGAAUUUUUGCUUUAUUUUCAAUGUUUAUCUUUCCAUUUUAUUAUCGAGUUUUCCAAAAGAAUAGAGGAAAUGAUAAAAAUUUGCCAAUAUUUCCAAUCCUCUCUCAUUUUUAUCGCAUCGUCUGCUUCCAAUUAUUCUGCUGGUUUAACGGUUUCGUUGUCACACAAACUCUAAUGUUUUUCCAAAUUCCAUGUGAAUCGCUGGCUCAAAUUCUGGUACUAUUACCUGGAUAUGUGGCUCCAGUAUUCAAUAUUCUGAUUACUGUACUUGCUCUUCAAAGAUUUCUAAUUUACUUUUUUCCGGAAUCUGAAAAUUAUGUGAAUUUCAAAAAAAGGACCUGGAAUUUUAUAAUUCUGAUUCUGUAUGCUUUAAUUUUAGCUUUGAAUGUCGGAUUUGGCUAUGCUAAAUAUAAUUUGAAUCAGGAGAAUUUUAAGAUGUAUGAGAUUUUUAUGCCUAACAACACCAGCGAAAGUAUUGAUGCGUUUGAUACAAUCAUUAUGGUGAGAUUCCGAAAUUUGGAAAAUUCUGAAAUUCAAAAAUCAGCUUCCAGAAAUUCUACAUCUACCUAG